Messenger RNA from Monodelphis domestica (gray short-tailed opossum), 1372 nucleotides. It is a transcript of the gene CSKMT, whose product is annotated as citrate synthase lysine methyltransferase. Lineage: Eukaryota; Metazoa; Chordata; Mammalia; Didelphimorphia; Didelphidae. The record is from RefSeq and is a predicted model, not a curated record.
GUGGUCCUGAGCCUCCCUGCACCUCAAGACGCCGCAGCAGAGGACCCAGGCCUAAGUCCUUGGCCACCUUCCCGAUGGCGCUGUUGCGCAGAUUCCUCCAUGAGGUGACCAGGGUGCCUCGCUCCUGGGCCGGCUCCCUGGCCAGUAGCUGUUUAUCCGAUCCCAGCCUCUGGGACCGGCUCCACGCCCAGGAGCUGCCCGGAAGUGCCCCCAACUUCGACUGGUUUUUUGGCUACGAGGAAGUUCAGGGGCUGCUCCUGCAGCUGCUACAGAAAGGGUCUCCCUUGGGGCCAGCAGUGGCCCCACUCAAGGUGCUGGAUGUGGGCUGUGGGACCUCGGACUUGUGCCCCGGACUCUAUGCCAAAUGCUCCCUACCUUUGAAUGUGCUAGGGGUGGACUUUUCCCCAGUGGCUGUGUCCCGCAUGAAGGCCUUGCUGGAAGGGGAUGGAGACCACCCUGGGCUGCACCCCAGGCACCCUGCUUCCCAGCUGCAUUUCCUACAGGCCGAUGCCCGAUGCCUGGGUUCUGUCUGCCCUUCUGGGUCCUUCCAACUGGUGCUAGACAAGGGGACCUGGGAUGCUGUGGCCAGGGGAGGCCGAGCUGGGACAGAGCAGCUCCUGUCUGAGUGUUUGCGGGUGCUGGCUCCCCAAGGCACCCUAGUGCAAUUCUCAGAUGAGGAUCCAGAUGUUCGCUUGCCCUGCUUAGAGCAAGGAGCUGGCAGUCGAUUGGUAACAGUGCAUGAACUGGGACCCUUCAGGGGACUCGACUAUUUUGCUUACUUGGUCCAGGCAGCUCAAUAAAAGGAAUCUUCCCUAUUCUAUUUGUAUGUCAAGUUUGAGGGUGAGUAAUAACUUUGCCCUUGGGAUGGGGGUGGGAAGGGGGAAGUUUGGCAUCAUCCUUUAUUUUCCAAGUUGGUUAAUGUGUCCUAGCAGGUCACAUUGGUAAGGGGAACCACAGAUGGGGCCAUGAUUCAGGAAAUAAGGGAAGGAGUCUUAUCUUGCUCACCAGAAAUCCAUGAAAUUUCACUCUCCCCCCAGGUUUCUUCCUCUUCUUCCUGUUCCCAGUCAGAUCCAGGAUUGAUGGUCCUUAGAGGGGAUCUGGGAUCCAAGGGGCACCAAGCCCAACCUGGGGUGGGAAAAUGAUGUUGACAUUUUCAAAGUGUUUUAAGGUAGUCAAGAAAGCCCUUUACGGUCAACUCUGAUUUGAAUUCUCCCCAUUUACAGUUUAUGAAACUGAAGGCUCAAAAUAACUGACUUGGCCAAGAGUCAAAUACUUUUUCAAAAAAGUUUCUGGGGUAGGAUUUGAAUCACUGUCUUCCUGACUCCCUCCACUUUGCCAUGCUGUAUUAAAAUAUUCAUCCAUUUCUCUCAUU